AUGAGACAACCUUCCUCAGAUCAAUCAGAGAAUAAGGCAAUCACUCAGACCCACUGCUGUUACCAUGAGACAGCCUUCCGCAGAUCAGUAAAUAAGGCUGUCACUCAGACCUACUGCUGUUACCAUGAGACAACCUUCCUCAGAUCAGUGAAGAAGGCAAUCACUCAGACCCACUGCUGUUUCCAUGAGACAGCCUUCCUCAGAUCACACAACUCUCUGAUGCAGGCUCAGUCUCCGCAUCACUCCUCAACAUCUACCAGUAUAAACCUCCACGCAGGAGGUUACCUUCAACUCCCCACCCGAUCCUCACCAUCAGGAGGUUACCUUCAACUCCCCACCCAAUCCUCACCAUCAGGAGGUUACCUUCGACUCCCCCCCAAUCCUCACCAUCAGGAGGUUACCUUCGACACCCCACCCAAUCCUCACUCUCAGGAGAUUACAUUCAACACCCCACCCAAUCCUCACCAUCAGGAGAUUACCUUCAACACCCCACCCAAUCCUCACCAUCAGGAGGUUACCUUCAACUCCCCACCCGAUCCUCACCAUCAGGAGGUUACCUUCAACUCCCCACCCAAUCCUCACCAUCAGGAGGAGAUUACAUUCAACACCCCACCCAAUCCUCACCAUCAGGAGAUUACAUUCAACACCCCACCCAAUCCUCACCAUCAGGAGAUUACCUUCAACACCCCACCCAAUCCUCACCAUCAGGAGAUUAUCACAGACUACCCACCCAAUCCUCACCAUCAGGAGAUUACCACAGACUACCCACCCAAUCCUCACCAUCAGGAGAUUACCUUCAACACCCCACCCAAUCCUCACCAUCAGGAGAUUACUACAGACUCCCCACCCAAUCCUCACCAUCAGGAUAUUACCUCUGACUACCCACGCAAUCCUCACCAUCAGGAGGUUACCACUGACUCCCCACCCAAUCCUCACCAUCAGGAUAUUACCUCUGACUACCCACCCAAUCCUCACCAUCAGGAGGUUACCACUGACUCCCCACCCAAUCCUCACCAUCAGGAUAUUACCUCUGACUACCCACCCAAUCCUCACCAUCAGGAGAUUACUACAGACUACCCACCCAAUCCUCACCAUCAGGAGGUUACCUUCGACACCCCACCCAAUCCUCACCAUCAGGAGAUUACCACAGACUACCCACCCAAUGCUCACCAUCAGGAGGUUACCUUCGACACCCCAACUAAUCCUCACCAUCAGAAGAUUACCACAGACUACCCACCCAAUCCUCACCAUCAGGAGAUUACCACAGACUACCCACCCAAUCCUCACCUUCAGGAGAUAACCACAGACUCCCCACCCAAUCCUUAUCAUCAGGAUAUUACCUCUGACUCCCGACCCAAUCCUCACCAUCAGGUGUACAAUAAUUGA
This is a messenger RNA of Mizuhopecten yessoensis (Yesso scallop), 1386 nucleotides long. RefSeq names its product leucine-rich repeat extensin-like protein 2. The coding region runs from base 1 to 1386 and encodes 461 amino acids. Lineage: Eukaryota; Metazoa; Mollusca; Bivalvia; Pectinida; Pectinidae. The transcript is spliced from 7 exons. The record is from RefSeq and is a predicted model, not a curated record.